Molecule: messenger RNA, 1434 nt
Organism: Paramecium tetraurelia
Lineage: Eukaryota; Ciliophora; Oligohymenophorea; Peniculida; Parameciidae
Exons: 5
Source: RefSeq, a predicted model, not a curated record
AUGUUAACAUAAAUUGAAUCUUUGCAUAAUUAAAAUUAGUCUAUGUUAUCAACUAAUGAAGUUGUGAAAUGGGAAUGGCAGCCAUUUAACAAUAAUAUUGUUCAUAAUGGGCAAACUCUCAGAAUAGAAGCUUCUAAUGUCAUUAAGUAUUAGAACUCGAAUCAGGGCUAUUCGCUUGAUUUAAAGUUAUGGAAACCCUUUCCUUUUAGUGCAAACAUUGGUUGGAAUUGGCACAAAUCUUGGAACAUCCCUGAGCUAGAGUGUUAAUUAAAAAUCGACAAUGAUUUGGAACAUCACAUACUGAAUACACUAACCAUAGUAGCAAAUAUCUAUAUUGUUAAACAUAACUACGAUAAAAUGGAAAUGGAGAGCAUUGGCUGCCAAAGAAAUGGGAUUUCAAUAUUAAGAUAAUUAAAGUUCAAUACAACUUCGUAUAAGAAUGAAUAUCAAAAGUUCUAAAUCCUCGUGGUCAUUACUUAAAUCAAUAGCAGCCAGUAAUUUGUGAUCGAUGCAAAAUGUUCCCCCUAUAUAUUUGUAGAUUCUCGUAAGCACGCCAGAUAACAGGCUCUCAAUAAUAAUAUUCAACUAAUUAUUGAUCCAUUUUUACCAGAAAACCUAGACAAAGAUUUUGUCAAGAAAGAAAGAAAGAAUCAGCCCAAAAAUUUAUUGAAAGUCGAUAAUACGAUCCAAGGCUUAAUUAAUUACUUCACAGCUCCGAAUAUUAGACAUAAAAUCAAACAUCCGUUAUUCUUGGCUAUUAAAUUUGACAAAUGUGUAAAAUUAUACUUAAAGAAAUAAAAUCUUGCAAAAAAUUCAAAAGACAUAAUUCUAAAAGUAUAGAGCAUUUUGAUGAAAUCAAAUCAAGAAAGACAAUAUUCAGACAAAGGAAUGGCUUUACUAUUUUAAAUUGAUUAAACCAACGAACUGGAAUUUAAAAAAGUAUAUGAAAUAACUCAAAUAUUUGAAAACGACAUAUUUAUGUUAUACACGAAACAAGAUCAAAUACCAGUGGAUUAUACUCUAGUAGAAGAGACUUCAAGACUGAAGUACUAUUACAAAUAGCUGUAUCCUAAUUUGAUAAAUCAAAAAGGCGGAAUAAAUUAACAAUCUGAAAAUUAAGAAGAAUAAGCUAUUGUUAAGUAAGUAACAUUAAAUGAAAAGGACUAUGAGAAUUAAAUAGAUACACAUUUAUUAAUUAAAUAGUGUCAAUAACACAAAUAAUAACAAGAAGAAUAUAAUAAUAAUUAAAUUUUUAAUUAUAAUAAUUAGUUAUCAUAUUAUUAUAAUUAAUAUUAAUUAUAAUAGUAAUAAUAAUAGUAACAAUUCUAAAUUUAAUAAUAAUAAUGGUACAAUAAUAUGUAGUAACAGUUACAGCAAUAAUAACAAUAUUAUAUCAUGCAACAACAAUAAUAUUAAUAUCACAGAUUCUAUUGA